AUGGCCGACUUACCAUCACUGACUCGCAAGCAACUCCAUAGCGCCGCCCAAAGAUGCCUCGCAUUGCAGCGCGACGGACAAGACCUGCACAGCAAGCGACCAUUCGCAGCCCUCCUUCUCGCACCAGACAACGAGACGCAGCUGAUGUCCUCUCUGUCACUGUCCCACGUCCGCCAUGCAGAAUGUGAGCUCGCGCGCAACGCCGCAGACAACUACUCCUGGGACUAUCUCGCUCGAUGCACCAUGGUCUCGACAUGGGAGCCCUGCGCCAUGUGCGCCGGCACCAUCUACUGGGCGCAUAUUGGACGGCUGGUGUAUCUGGCUUCGGAGAAGACUUUGCAGCAAGUCAUCGGAGCGGGUAAUCAAGAGAACCUUACGCUCGAUCUACCGUGUCGUGAUGUCUUCAGAGCAGGUCAAACGGGAGUGCAAGUCAUCGGGCCGUUGGCGGAGGAGGGAUGGGAGGAGAAGGUGGUACGGGAUAGCGAGCGCUAUUGGAAUAGCCGAUGA
Penicillium chermesinum is the source of this 507-nucleotide messenger RNA. RefSeq names its product nucleoside deaminase. The transcript has a single exon. Gene Ontology annotation, biological process: purine nucleoside catabolic process. NCBI's taxonomy places the organism in Eukaryota, Fungi, Ascomycota, Eurotiomycetes, Eurotiales, Aspergillaceae. The record is from RefSeq and is a predicted model, not a curated record. Gene Ontology annotation, molecular function: guanosine deaminase activity. The coding region runs from base 1 to 507 and encodes 168 amino acids.